Molecule: messenger RNA, 1305 nt
Organism: Leptosomus discolor (cuckoo roller)
Lineage: Eukaryota; Metazoa; Chordata; Aves; Leptosomiformes; Leptosomidae
Source: RefSeq, a predicted model, not a curated record
GCGUCGUGCACGCAGUACCGUUUGGUGGUCCGGGCUGUGGACACCCUCCAGAUCCUGCAGCUGUACACUUGCCUGGACCAGAUCCAGUACAUAGAGUGGUCGUCCGAUUCCCUGUUCAUAUUAUGUGCCAUGUACAAGCGUGGGAUUGUCCAGGUCUGGUCCCUGGAGCAGCCGGACUGGCACUGUAAGAUAGACGAGGGGUCAGCAGGAUUGGUGGCUUCAUGCUGGAGUCCGGAUGGUCGUCACAUUCUCAAUACAACUGAGUUCCAUCUGCGGAUAACUGUGUGGUCCUUGUGUACGAAAUCUGUCUCUUACAUCAAGUAUCCCAAAGCUUGUCAGCAGGGGAUCGCUUUCACUAAGGACGGCCGCUACAUGGCAGUAGCAGAGAGACGUGACUGCAAGGACUUCAUUAGCAUCUUCGUGUGCAGCGACUGGCAGCUACUGAGACAUUUUGACACCGAAACGCAAGAUCUGUUUGGGAUUGAAUGGGCUCCUAAUGGCUGUGUUCUGGCAGUGUGGGAUACGUGUCUGGAGUAUAAAAUCCUACUGUACUCCCUUGAUGGCAGACUGCUCUCCACGUAUCGGGCUUAUGAAUGGUCGCUGGGCGUAAAAUCCAUUGCCUGGAGUCCCAGCAGUCAGUUUUUGGCAAUUGGCAGCUAUGAUGAAAAGGUGCGCAUCUUGAACCACGUAACUUGGAAGAAGAUCACAGAGUUUGAGCAUCCAGCAACCAUUGCUAACACCAAGACUAUUGUGUAUAAAGAAGUGGAGAAGUCCCCAUCUGUUGAAACAGAGAGACUUUCUUUCCCUCCAACAAGAGCGUUGGCUAGUUCUCUCUUCAGCACACAAAGCAAAUAUGACAUUUCCCAGGUGCCAGUUUCCUUACAAUACAUCAAACCAGUUGCUGACAGGGCAAAUCCCAAAAUGGGCAUUGGGAUGUUAGCAUUCAGUCCCGACAACUGCUUCCUGGCAACCAAAAACGAUAACAUCCCUAACGCUGUCUGGAUCUGGGACAUCCAAAAGCUGAAACUGUUUGUAGUGCUGGAGCAGCUGUGUGCCGUCCAGGCCUUCCAGUGGGACCCACGACAGCCUCGACUUGCUGUAUGUACAGGAAACAGCAAAGUCUACUUGUGGUCCCCCGCGGGCUGCGUGUCAGUGCAGGUGCCGCUGGAAGGUGACUUCCAGAUCGUGUCCCUCUCCUGGCAUUCUAGUGGAGACUCCAUGGCGCUCCUGAGUAAGGACAACUUUUGUGUGUGUUACUUAGAAAGAGAAGAGGUAAAAUAACAAUCAUUUGCAUUAAGAAUGCUC